AUGUCUGCGUACCAGCCCAUCCCCGGCUAUGCUGCUCUAGGUGGCAAAGCGAGUUUUGAGAGAGAUGGCUCCAGUCUUCGUACCGUGAUGCUGGAGUACCAGGGAAAAAGCUACCGCAAUUUCACGGAUCCUGAGGUGGACAGAGCAUACGAGCAAAACAACACUCGUCUUGGCUGGCGCAUGGCUGAGGGUGCUCUGAUUGCUUCCCUCCUCUCAAUGACCAACUUGGUGAUGCACGUGAAGGAUCUUCACAUGGAAAUCGCUGCAGCCUUUCAAGCCGUGACCGUAGAUGCCUUCAGCAACCAACCGAAGCACCCCCUUCGACGUUUGCUGGACGCCUUUAUCAGCCGCAGUGUGCAGGCGACCAACGACAACAUGCGGCUACUCUUUGACUUCCACGCGGCAGAUUUCUCCUUGGCACCCUUACCCCAUGAUGAGCAGUUGAAACUGAUCGAUGAUGCCAUCAAGAAGAAUCCCCUCAACCUUGCCGAGAUGGACAUGGAACGCUAUGGUCAGAUCCGACAUAUGGAUCCCGCCUGGUCCACCAGGGAAGCCAUCACCAACACAAGCCGCUGGGGAUGGCGUUGGCACUAUCGGGCUGUGACUGUGCAAAGGCUCAUCGCGAAGUAUGUGGAGUGCUUUCUGGAAGCCGAAGGUAUGGAUGAGGACACCGGGCCAGAAGUUCGCCAAGACUUCAUUAAAGCCGACUCCUAUUUGACAAACUGGUGGCACUCCUUGGUCUUUCACUUGCCAUCCUUGAGACGUGCGACCGAAAAGAGCCCCAGUUGGUCUGGCAGUGGCAGUGAGGCGAGCAGAUCGCAACUCAUCCGGGUCUUGAGCACCAUCAUGGUUUGGGUGUCCUGGAUCCAUGAGGAUGUGGGGCAUUCUGCAGCGGCCUAUGUGAACAACCCCAUCUACACUCCCAUGUGUGUACCAGAAGAUGGUGUGGGUGUCCCCUUGCGCUCCUGGGUCUUCAAUGCCAUGGCCUAUCGGGGGUUCGUGUUUUUGCAUCGCAGCGUCCUCUUGGAUGAACCGCCCGCUUUCUGGUUUGAUGGCAAUGUGGAGUCACGCAAGUGCUUCGAGACCUUCCAAGAUAGUCUCAGAUCAUUAGGGGAAACCGAUGUGGCCUUCAGCGAAUGCGAUAAGAAUGGUUUCUUCUCAUGUGUGGACCGGGUUGAGACAGCAGCCCAUGGCCCAUGUCCCCACAAGCCGUAUGUGAACUUGCUGCGGUCCAAAGCGACUUUUGAGUGGUUGCGGGUGCCGGAGAAUCCGGAUUGCUCCCUGAGCUUGAGGGGUGACAGCGGUGCCGCACAGAAAGAAACCCAGGUAGCGUGUGCCCUGCUCUUGAAGGGGCAGCCUGUGGGCGCGCUGAUGUCCACCAAACCACCCAAGCCGGUGGUAGCACAAGAUAAGAAUUUUCAGCCAGUGGAGGUGCAAAGCUGGGUGCAAGCCUCCAAGGGUCAGCCUGACCUUGUCAUUGGACUCAGAGGUGACCCAUACUAUCUUCUGCCUGGUCAGGAUGGAGGUGCCAUUCGAAAUUUCGCCCUUCGAGCGGAGUGCACUCAUCUUGGCUGCCUUGCCAAUUGGAACCGUGUGGUCAACAAAUUUGUGUGUCCCUGCCACGGUUCUGAGUAUGACGCGCAAGGAUCAGUGAUCAAAGGUCCCGCGCCCAAAAGCCUGGCUUUGGCGCAUGUGGAGCUAACGGACUCGCAGAAGGUGCGCCUUAGUGCUUGGAGCGAGGAGGACUUCCGGGAUGGCACCGAGCCAUGGUGGGCGUGA
Messenger RNA from Cladocopium goreaui, 1779 nucleotides. The record is from the annotation of a GenBank genome assembly. NCBI's taxonomy places the organism in Eukaryota, Dinophyceae, Suessiales, Symbiodiniaceae.